Staurois parvus is the source of this 492-nucleotide messenger RNA. The record is from the annotation of a GenBank genome assembly. Lineage: Eukaryota; Metazoa; Chordata; Amphibia; Anura; Ranidae.
CUCUGUUCAGCGCUGUACAGUCUGCAGUCUCUUGGUCAUCCCCUGUACUGUCUGCAGUCUCUGGUCAUCCCCUGUACUGUCUGCAGUCUCUGGUCAUCCCCUAUACUGGCUGUUGUCUCUGGAACAUCCCCUAUACUGUCUGCAGUCUCUGGUCAUCCUUUGUACUGUGUUUGCAGUGUCUCGCCAUCUCCUGUACUGUGUCCGCAGUCUCUGGUCAUCCCCUGUACUGUGUCUGCAGUCUCUGGUCAUCCCCUGUACUGUCUGCAGUCUCUGGUCAUCCCCUGUGCUGUCUGCAGUCUCUUGGUCAUCCCCUGUACUAUCUGCAGUCUCUGGUCAUCCUUUGUACUGUGUUUGCAGUUUGCAUCUCCUGUGUGUCGCCAUCUCAUCUCCUGUACUGUGUCCGCAGUCUCUGGUCAUCUCCUGUACUGUGUCCGCAGUCUCUGGUCAUUUUCUGUACUAUGUGUGCAGUCCAUUGGUUCAGAAUAUUUUUUU